This is a messenger RNA of Salmo salar (Atlantic salmon), 2759 nucleotides long. RefSeq lists its product as uncharacterized. Lineage: Eukaryota; Metazoa; Chordata; Actinopteri; Salmoniformes; Salmonidae. The record is from RefSeq and is a predicted model, not a curated record. Gene Ontology annotation, cellular component: plasma membrane. Gene Ontology annotation, molecular function: transmembrane signaling receptor activity.
GCUGAUGUUGACACGAAAGGUGGGGUCAUUCAGACUAUAAAAAACAUGUGGACACGUUCCUCCGAUCUUACAUUUCAUCCUCAUUUAGUACAUCUCGUUAAGUUCGUCUUAACAAACCAAUAUAACAUUUUGAAUGCAUCCGUUUUUAACUCUCAAAGACUGUGGUGGAAAAUCCAACAAUGCAGACCAUGGACAUUGAUGAUGACACGUCUCCCAACAAGCCCAGUGUUACAUUUUCAGAUAAUUUUCAGUGGUGGAAGAGACCCUCUGGAGUUGCUGCAGUGUGUCUGGGGCUGCUGUGUGUUCUCCUAUUGGCUGGGAUCAUAGGCCUGUCUGUCUACUAUGGUGUCAUUGAUCAUCACUGCUCAACAGAGAGAGACCAACAGGACAGUUACACCCUUCUGACUAAAGAAGGAGAUCAGCAACCAACCAGUUAUAAUAACUUGACAAAAGAGGGAGACCAGCUACAGAGCAGUUACAACACCUUGACUAAAGAGAGAGACCAGCUACAGAACAGUUACAACACCCUGACUAAAGAGAGAGACCAGCUACAUAAUAGUCUCACCACAAGGACCAAAGACAGGGACCAGCAGCAAAAUAGUCUUAAAGUUAUGACUGCUGAAAGGGAGCAAUUACAGAAUAGUCUUAACUCAAGGACCAAAGAGAGAGACCAGUUGCAGAAUAGUCUAAAUAUCAGGACCACAGAGAAAAAUCUGCUACAGAAUAGUCUCACAACCAAAACCAAGGAGAAGGAACAGUUGCAGAAUAUUCUCACCACAAUAACUCGGGAGAGAGACCAGUUGCAGAAUAGUCUAAAUACCAGGACUACAGAGAGAGACCAGUUGCAGAAUAGUCUAAAUACCAGGACAACAGAGAAAAAACAGCUACAGAAUAGUCUCACAACCAAAACUAAGGCGAAAGACCAGUUGCAGAAUACUCUCACCACAAUAGCUCGGGAGAGAGACCAGUUGCAGAAUAAUCUAAAUACCAGGACCACAGAGAAAGACCAGUUACAGAACAGUCUAAAUACCAGGACCACUGAGAGAGACCAGUUACAGAACAGUCUAAAUACCAGGACCACUGAGAGAGACCAGUUACAGAACAGUCUAAAUACCAGGACCACUGAGAGAGACCAGUUACAGAACAGUCUAAAUACCACGGCCUCUGAGAGAGACCAGCUACAGAACAGGCUUAGGUUCUAUCAGAAACCCUGUCUGGACGGAUGGUGGAAGUUUGGCACCAGCUGUUACUUUGUCUCCUCCACGAUGGACACAGGCGGGGGAGGUCAGAAGGCGUGCAGAGCAAUGGGUGCAGAUGAUGUUAUUAUAAACAGCAGAGAAGAACAGAUAUUUAUCCAUGGAUUUAAGAAGAAUGUCUGGAUUGGUGCACUUAAAAAAGAUGGAAUCUGGCAGUGGGUUGACAACACACCAUUUAAACCUACCUAUUGGAUGGAAGGGGAACCAAAUAACUUGAAUGACAAGGUGACUUGUGUUGAGAUCUCACAGACGGCAUCAGACCCACUGAAGAGUUGGAAGGCUGCAACAUGUACUUCAAGUUACUGGGUGUGUGAAAAACCAUUCACACCGUAGUCUAAUUAUAAUAGCUAAUGUAUGCCCAUAUCUUAUGGAGUUGAACUGGUUUUCACUGUGUUAGGCUGAACCUGUUUUUGUUUCUAUUUGUAACUACAUUGAAAGAUGUAUUCAUGUCUGUUACGGGAAUUUUCGAAUCCCAAUGCUAUUAAUUACCAAUCAAUAAGCCUUGACUAAUCCCCAAGUUUUGUAAGACACUGGGUUAAUAAUAAUUAGGCAAGGACUCAGCUUUCUGCAAAAGGUCUUGUGCAGUUUAUUCAGAGAACGUUCUGCCGUCUAUUUUACAGAACAUCAUUAUAUACCAGGCUCCUCACUUACGUACACACAUUACACACUAACAUCAAGAGUUAAUUGUCCUCUUCCUCAGAACUCUCAAAACCGUAACUCCUGAUCCUGCCGACAUUUUUAGUACUCUGAGAUUAGGGAAAUCUGGAGGGUUCAAGCUAGGUCAGGUUAACCACAGUUUAACAGUUCUUGAUGUUUAAACAAACCCACUGUCAUAGUCCGUGUAUGUAGGUGGCAGGGAAGUCAGGCGCAGGAGAAAACAGAGUGGUUAAAAAUUGAGUAUUUAUUUCCAAAACCAACGUAGAAAAAUAAUCUGGGUAAAACAAUAACCCGUCGCACACCGAUACAGAAACAACACGUACAUAACAAACAAACAAUCACCCACAGAGAAAUGAGGGGAAGCAGAGGGUUAAAUACACAACAUGUAAUUACUGGGAUAUGAAACAGGUGUGUAAAGAGACCAGACAAAACCAAUGGAAAAUGAAAAACUGAUCAAAGGCAGGUGACGUCGAUCGCCGAACACCACCCGAACAAGGAGGGGCAUCAACUUCGGUAGAAGUCGUGACACACACUGUCACGUCCUGACCAGCAGAGGGUGUUGUUAUGUCGUUUUUGGUCAGGACGUGGCAGAGUAUGUCUGUGUAUGUGUGUUCUGGGUGUUGUGUUUCUAUGUGGGUCUGUGUGGCUCCCGAUCAGGGACAGCUGGUUUUCGUUGUUCCUGAUUGGGAGUCAUAUAAUUAGGAGUAUGUUUGUCACUUGGGGUUGUGGGUGGUUGAGUUAACACUGCUAUUAGUUUUGUUCGUAAGUAGCCUGUUAGCCUGUCGUGAGUGUUUAUUGUUUUCUGUGUAUACCUUACUUAAUUAUAUUAAAAGAUGAGUAUCCACA